AUGAGAUUAGGGGCGGGUGUGAGGCUGCGCCGCGUCCCAGGCGUCCCGGGUGCGCUCGCCCAGCGCCCCGCGCCUCUCCCGCCACAAACGCUGCCGUUUUCCGCACCAUAUGCACUUACUGAUUCCGAACCGGCAGCGGUUAUUAUAAUUGCACGAGAGCGCGUCGUACGCGGUAUGGAGACAGGCGUAACUGUCGAAGAAUUUAUCACUAUAGUCCCGGUAGGUGAAAAUAAGCCUGCCGUUCACGACAAAGAGUUUGUAACAGUACUCACGGUUGGUGCUGCUAACGGUGCUGCAGAAGUUGUCGUACGUAGACCUCGCGGGGCUCGUUUAGGAUUAGGAUUAAAAUUUGAAGGUGGUUCCGCUGCUGCGGAGAAAGUCAGGAGACUCUUGGUACAAUCAUGUGCUGAGGAAAGUCCUGCUGCUAAAGCCUCCGCUCCUUGGGGUAAACUUAUCCCUGGAGAUGAAAUCUUAGCUAUUGAUGGAGUAACAGUUUCUGAUUUAACAAGGAUUGAAUGCGUUCGUCGCUUAAAAGAUUCCGAUGAAUCCUUAAUACUUUUGGUACGACAUUUUGAACCUGAAAAUAUUUCACAGCAAAGUAAAAUGGAAUUAAAAGAAACCAGUACAGAUGUGAAACAUAACACAGAGAUAACUAGACCGACAACUUUACCUCCACCAGUUCCACCGAGAAAGUUAGGAAAGAAAAAUUCGUUUAAAGAUAAGUCUAUUCUUCAGACACUCGGUGAACAAAACACCCUUGUUAAUAUUGACACAUCUAAAGAGUAUGAAAAUACUAAGGAGUCGGCUGUGACACAACAUCCUUUUAUUUCAACAAUGAAUAAAUUAUCAAGAAAAUCAUCUUUUGAUAGUCAUAUUCACCGUCAAAAUAAGGAAAGUUUUGCUUAUUUAAAAAAAGGAUCUCCAGAGGAAGUUAGACGCUUAGUCCGUCGAUUAUCGGAUGGUAAGGCUAUGCCUCCAGAAGCUGACAUUUAUAUAGAUUUACUAUCUAAUGAAUGGGAACGUUGCCUCGUUUUGGCAGAUGCAGAAUCUGAUGACACCGGCAGUUCUAUUUCAACAGUAGUCGAUAAAUUAGGAUCGAUGGCAAGUUCUGUCGAAAAUAGUAUCCCAUCUACACCUAUAAUGCAACCUAAAUCAAUAGACAUACAAAAGUUAUUAAAUAGCAUUGAAAAUAUUGACACAGAUAUAUUAAAAGAUAUGAAUAGUGCAAAAUUUUUAGAAAAACCGAUAGAGGUUAGUGAAGAAAAAAAAGUUGAACAAAAAAAGAUUACUUCGAACGAAUUAAAAAAUCAAGAUAUCAAAACUCAAAGCUUUAUAGAAAUUGAAAAUAUUAAACCAUCUUCAAAAAUUAUGGAACAAAAUGACAAAAAUAACAAUGUUACUGAUAUUUCAAAUGAAAAAGAAAACAAGUCAUCGAAACUUAAUGAUAAAGUUCCGAAACAAGAAUCCAUUUCUGAAAAACCCAAACCUAUGCCAAGAAACACAAAAGUGGAACGAUCUGCUAGCGACAAGAAACGACGCCCUAUUCCGAUUCCAGAAUUACUGCCACUGCCGUCGGCAUCGGUAUCCGAGUCGUUACUAACACCAACAAAAAAAACUUGUAUUGAGACUUGGUUGCAGCGAUCGGAAGCCGAAAUGAAUAAUAAGUUGGAAGAAAAAUUGGAAGACAAUACUCUACCAGAGGCUCUACCUCGUUUGAUUGAUUUUGUACCUAAAACCAAUUACAAAGAAAGCAGCACAGAACCAACAAACUGUAUACGGCCAACAGCUCCACCGCCACCUCCUCCUGCAGAAACAAGAGAAGAUGGCUCCGGGGCAUCACUUGACACCAUUGGCGAAUUAGAUGAAUCUUGUGACGUUACUGAUAAUGCGAAAACGCCUCUUGAAGAUGAACCGAACAAACGAAAAAAUUCGUUCGAAAGAAACUUCUGGGAUGAUCGUGUUAACAAAAGUGACACUGAAGACAAAAGUCUUUCAAACGAUGAGACUCCAAUACCAUCCUGCCCGCGACAACCACCUGACGGUGUCGAAACUCCAUCAGAUACAGUUGAAAAAACUCCUGAUUUACCUACAAGAUUACCACCACGUAUGUCCUCAGGUUGGCCUACCAAUCGUUCUCGUUAUUCCUACUCAUCGAGGACCCAAGAUGCAAGAAGUGAAGCAAGUGUUAAGGAUAAAAUUGCUAUGUUUUCUGUCGAUCUUUCGACAUCUUCAGAUCGAUUGGAUAAAUGUGGAACCCUACCUAUUAGAUCUCAUUCAACCUUACGGAAGAAUUCAACGCCUUACAUGAGUAACUAUUCUGAAAUAUCGUCUUUAGAUAGACGGUUAACCAAAUCCCAAGACAACUUGGACGAAACCCCACGUUCUUAUAAACGAAAUACUGAUAGACCUGAAGUUCCAGGUGCCUUAGAGAAUAAAAACACUGCAAUAAGAAAUACAAGGUUUAACCAAACCGAAACACAAAAUAAGCCACUCUUUUAUGGAAGUACUACAACGUUGCCAUCAGAUAAUUCAUUCACGCGACCAACAUAUCAUAUGAGAAGUAUUAGCGAUGAUAAUAGUACCAAUAGAAAUGUAUCAACACAUAAAUCUAAUCUAGAAUAUUUAAUAGAACAGAGAAAGAAAUCAAUGUCAAAGCUAAGAGGUCUAGUUAUACCAGAAGUACAAGCUCCGAUAGUAGAUUUGCCAGAAAUAAAAGUCCACGACCCUUUCUCUAAUAAAUCAUUCCUUAAUAAUACAUUAAGCAAAGAGGUUAAAAAAGAAAGUAAAAUAAGCAGUAUUAGUAGUUCAUACAUAACAGAAAGUAAAUGGAAAACAAAUUAUUUACCAAAUAAUAUACCUAAAUAUUCUCCGGCUUUUAAGCGUAAGUCGCUACAGGUUUAUACUCCUUCAUCUUUAUCAAAGGAAUCAACCCCGGAACGCAAAUUCACAGAUAAGAUUGAUACAUUAAAUAGAUUAAAUAAUCAAAAUAAUCCUAUCGCUUCUAAGCCAGUUAAAAGUUUGUUUGAUUUUUCUAAAACUUCAGUAUCGAAAGGUUCAUUAGCAUAUAAUCGUGAUUUAUGUAAAAAGAACUAUAAUGGAAAUUUACACGAUUUCAAAAACGUUGAAAUUAAAGUGUGUACAACAACUGAUAUUGUUGAUAGUGAUAAUGACUCUGCAAUGAGUUCAACUCAAUCGAGUUACCGUUCAUCGGCAUCUUCACCACUGCAUAACAUCGAUAAUAAUAUAGAAUCAGAUAAUUCAAGACUAUCUCCAAGAAUUUCUCAUUAUAAUACUUACUCUCUUAUCAAGUCUGAAUUACCAAAUAAGUCUGCUAUUGUUGAAAAGAAUUGCGAGCAAUACAUCAAAAGAAGUGUUUUCCGAUCUGUAUCUUCAGAUACGAAUAUUUCGCUAAGUUCUUCUGCAGGCUCAGCAGCUACAUCGGGAUCUCAGGCUAGUUGCAGUUCAUUAGAGAGUUCUGUGGCUGACUCAGAAAAGAGAAAAGUUUCAAAAGUAUACAACGUUGACAAUGUUAACAGAAGAAAUAUCGUCGCUUCGGCUAAAUGCAGAAGUGGUAGAGAUGUUAAACUAGAACCACCUGUUGUAGAAACUAAAUUCUCACAUGAGUCUUACAACAGAUCUCCCAGUCCAACGCUUAAAGCGUCUGAUCGCCUUUCUACGCUCACACCAGCAGUGAGUGUAAUAGCAGCUAAAGGUGAAAACAGACGACGUAAUAAAAUUGUUGUUGAUACUGAUUCUGAUUCAGAUUCUGAAGUAAAUGUUCGACAGCGGAAAUCAGACUAUAAAAAUCCUAGACUUAAGCGAAAUUCUAGUACAUCAAAUAAAAAUAAAAAUAAUGACAUUUAUCAGGAAAUCGAGAAGAAAUCUACUCUUAUUAAAGACGAAACAAUAGAAGACAUUCCUGUAACAUGCUUAGAAACUCAAGAUAAAAGCAAGAGUUUGUUAUUAAAUAAAAAUAAUGAUUUGAAUAUUAAUAAAAUACAUAAAGAAAGCAGUUCCGAAAAUUUAAAAGAAAAAGUUAAUGCCAGUUUGACAAAUGAAAAUAAAAACGAGCUCAUCUGUGCUACUAAUAAUAUAAAAUCGUCUUUCGUUGGCAUCAAUAAAGACUUAAAGAAUGCCCCUAAGUAUAAUAAAACACUUGAGAAUUCUGUAACGAACUCAACGGAAGUUUUCCGACUUAAGAAAGGUUUUGGAUCAGGUGUAGGACUUAUAUUAGCUGGUGGAGUGGAUUGUGAAGCUAAAGAUGUUACUGUUCAUCGUGUUUUAGAGGAUGGCAUUGCAGCAAAAGCAGGAAUAAAAAGAGGUUCCAAAGUUAUUAGAAUCAACGAUCACUUGAUGUCGGGAUUAACACACGCGCAAUCUGUUUCCAUUUUGAAAGAACAACGUUCGGAAGUUGUAAUUGAAAUAGAAAAUAAAAUCAAAGAAAACAGAGAUGAUAUGAAAUGCGGCUCUGAACACGCGGAGACGAAAGGAUAUCAAAACGAAGAAGUUAAAUGUUUAAAGGUUAACGGCAAAUCAGACAGUACGAUAGUUACUGUUAUAUUAGAGAAAGCAGGAGGUGGUGCCGGCUUAGGUUUCGGCUUAGAUGGAGGUCGUGAUUCUCCUCAAGGAGAUCGACCACUGACCAUUAAGAAACUUUUCGCAGGAGGAGCGGCUGCACAAAGCGGUCUUAUUGUAGUUGGCGCAGAACUUCUUUCCGCUGGUGGACAAUCUAUGGUUGGAUUUACACGGACACAAGCCUGGGCUGCUUUAAAAGCAUUACCAGCUGGUCAAGUGGCGUUGGUUCUUAGAAAUCCGUCCAAGUAAAACAUACUAUAAACAUAAUUUAAAUUGUUAAAUGUAAAAUACAAUCUUUGACCUUAAAAGGUUAAAAAUUUGUUGAAACAAUUAAAAAAAUAAGGCGUAGUAGUAUUGGUCUGUGGCUCUUACGAAUUUUCUAUUUAAUCUUUAGUCAGCAUUGAUAGAUGCACUGUACAUAGUAUUUUAAUGAGGAUUAAAUUGAGUAAUGAGGUGUAUAUUGUACUUGGCAUAAAUGCCAUAAAGACUGUAUUCCGAUUUAUUAAAAAAAUAUUAUUUAUUGUUAUAUAAAGUAACUAGUCUCGACGACAGAUGUGGGAAGAUGAUUUUAUGUUAUAGUCUAUGACUCUAGGCGUAUUUCGUAUUGAUGUCAACGAUCAUUUGUGUGCCAUUUAAAAAAUGUAUAUAAUAAAUCUAGAAAGCAGUGACAUUAUAAUGAAUGAUAUAAUUUUUUUUAACAGUAUUCAAUUGAUUCAAUUAAAUUUGUCAUGUUUUCAAAAUUAUAAAUAAUUAAUAUAUCAGUUUGGAUUUUUGCAUCUAAACCAAUAAAUAUUAAAAGUGGACUAUAAUACAUAUCGAAAUUUAUCAUUUUCUCAUUUUAACGUAUUAUGAAUAAGCAUUGAAUAUAUUUUAUAAAUUUAAGUUCUUAUCUCACUAAAAUGUAUAAUGACAUAUUUAAAUUAUAUAUAUAACGGUAACUUGUCAUGAAUACUUUUUAAUAAUGCCAUUACCACUAAUUUUGUAAUAAGGUUUUUGUAUAUAUAUUUAAUUUGUUAAUAUUACUAAUUAAUAUAUCCGUAUUACUUGCUACAUGUGAAUACUUCAAGUAUUCAGCAAAGCUGUUUAUAUACGUAUACUGUAGUAAGUUUAUAAAAUAUAAUCUUUCUAUAAUAA
Molecule: messenger RNA, 5709 nt
Organism: Melitaea cinxia (Glanville fritillary)
Lineage: Eukaryota; Metazoa; Arthropoda; Insecta; Lepidoptera; Nymphalidae
Gene: bbg
Product: putative leucine-rich repeat-containing protein DDB_G0290503
Exons: 8
Coding region: 1-4824 (1607 amino acids)
Molecular function (GO): protein binding
Source: RefSeq, a predicted model, not a curated record